AUGGAGGAGUACACGGCGUUCCUGCUGCUACUGUCGGCGACCUUGACGCUUUCCACUGAGGUCACUGUUGAUGAUUCGGUGAGUUUGCUCACUGAGCCUCAGGUGGCAAUGUUCUGUGGGAAGCUCAACAUGCACAUCAACGUCCAGAGUGGAAAAUGGGAUUCGGACCCCUCAGGCACCAAGAGCUGCAUCGGUACAAAGGAGGGCAUCCUGCAGUACUGUCAAGAGGUAUAUCCAGAGCUGCAAAUCACUAAUGUGGUGGAGGCCAACCAGCCGACGAGUAUUCAGAACUGGUGCAAGAAAGGUCGUAAGCAGUGCCGCAGUCACAGCCACAUCGUGGUGCCAUACCGCUGCUUAGUUGGUGAGUUUGUAAGCGAUGCCCUGCUUGUUCCUGAUAAGUGCAAGUUCCUUCAUCAGGAGCGUAUGGAUCAGUGUGAGAGCCACCUGCACUGGCACACUGUGGCCAAAGAGUCGUGUGGAGACCGCUCCAUGUACCUGAAUGAUUUUGGGAUGCUGUUGCCAUGUGGCAUUGACCGUUUCCGAGGAGUGGAGUUUGUGUGCUGUCCGGCAGAGGCGGAACCACAGCCCGACAACACUGAAGCUGAAGAGGAGGAGUCUGACGUGUGGUGGGGAGGACCGGCGGCAGAGUACUCGGAUAACGGAGAGACUCGUGCUGCUGACGCUGAGCCUGCUGCUGUAGAGGACGAUGAAGAGGAGGAUGAAGAGGCGUAUGACAGAGAUGCUAAUGGGGAUAUUAUUGAUGAAGAGGAAAACUUGGAGGAUGAAGAAGAUGUCACUGACGAUCGUUACAGCGAUGAGGCUAAUAUUAACAUCGCCAUGACAACCACAACCACCACCACCACAGAAUCCGUGGAGGAGGUUGUGCGAGAUGUUUGUUGGGCUCGAGCUGACUCAGGCCCAUGUGACGACUCGCUGGAGCGCUGGUACUUCGAGCCUGAGAAGGGCCAGUGUGCUACUUUCUUGUUUGGGGGCUGUGGGGGCAACAGGAAUAACUUUGGCUCUGAGGAGUACUGCCUUGCUGUCUGCAGCAGUUCGUUGCCAACAAUGGCUCCCAGCCCGCCAGAUGCUGUUGAUCGUUAUCUUGAGGCUCCAGGGGAGGACAAUGAACAUGCUGAUUUCCAGAAGGCCAAAGAAAGUUUGGAGGCCAAACACCGUGAAAAAAUGUCCCAGGUGAUGAGGGAAUGGGAAGAGGCGGAGAGACAGGCCAAGAACCUUCCUCGUGCAGAUAAAAAAGCUGUCAUUCAGCACUUCCAGGAGAAGGUGGAGGCUCUGGAGCAGGAGGCAGCAGGAGAGCGGCAGCAGCUGGUGGAGACACACAUGGCUCGAGUGGAAGCUCUGCUCAACACUCGCCGACGCCUCGCGAUGGAGAACUACCUCAGCGCUCUGCAGGCCUCCCCUCCACGGCCACGACAAGUUUUGAGCCUGUUAAAGAAGUAUGUCCGUGCAGAGCAAAAAGACAGACAACACACUCUGAAACAUUAUGAACACGUUUGCACGGUUGAUCCCAAAAAGGCAGCCCAGAUUCGACCACAGGUCUUGACCCACCUUCACGUGAUUGAAGAAAGAAUGAAUCAGUCUUUGGGUCUGCUUUACAAAGUGCCUAAUGUUGCAAAUGAGAUCCAUAACCAAGUUUCUGUGUUGGUGCAUCGGGUUCAGGUGGAGCUGUCUCAGCAGGUCUCCUCCCUGCAGAACGAUGGGCGGGUGGACGGCAGGAUCAGUUAUGGCAAUGAUGCGCUAAUGCCAGACCAGGCUUUCAGUUCUGCUCCUAUGGAUCCUGCCCUGGGUGGAUUUGGGUUCAUUCAUCCUGAAAGCUUCAACCAGGCCAACACAGAAAACCACGUUGAGCCUGUUGAUGCCCGUCCUGUUGCAGACCGAGGACUUCCCACUCGACCAGUGUCUGCUUUGAAACCAGAAGAGAUACCAGAAGUGCGGCUUGACACUGGAGAGAGAAGUGCUGGUUAUGAAGUUCACCAAAAACUGGUAUUUUUUGCGGAGGAUGUGGGAUCCAACAAGGGAGCCAUCAUUGGUUUGAUGGUUGGAGGAGUUGUUAUAGCAACCAUUAUAGUUAUCACUUUGGUGAUGCUGCGAAAGAAACAAUAUACAUCUAUCCAUCAUGGAGUAAUCGAGGUGGAUGCAGCUGUUACCCCAGAGGAGCGUCAUCUUGCCAAGAUGCAACAAAAUGGUUAUGAAAAUCCUACUUACAAAUUUUUUGAACAAAUUCACAGCUAA
Knipowitschia caucasica is the source of this 2250-nucleotide messenger RNA. Lineage: Eukaryota; Metazoa; Chordata; Actinopteri; Gobiiformes; Gobiidae. The record is from the annotation of a GenBank genome assembly.